Molecule: messenger RNA, 622 nt
Organism: Candidula unifasciata
Lineage: Eukaryota; Metazoa; Mollusca; Gastropoda; Stylommatophora; Geomitridae
Source: the annotation of a GenBank genome assembly
AUGAGCACCGUGAGGCUGCUUCUCCUGGGCCUGAUGGCCACAUUUAGUGUGGCAGUGAAGUGUCGGGACAACUACAAGUACAAUGUCUACCUGCUGUUUGACUCCUCCUACAAUACAUCACGGACCGACUGGAACAGGAUGAAAGCUUUUACUUCCAAGUUAAUCAGUACGGUGGACGUCGGGCCCAACAAGGGCCACAUUGGAUUGGGCCAGUUUAGCCAGGAUUUAGAACCUAUUUUCGACCUGAGCGUGUAUAUCAGUAAAACUACAAUUCUUCAGGAGAUCACAGGUCUGAGACAACUGGCACCACAGAGAGCCACCGGCCAAGCUCUAGCGACAGUCAGGCAAUUAGGCUAUCUGACCAACAGCUUGCACGGGAGUCAGGCAGACGCUGCCACAGUCUUGGUUCUUUUCCUUGGUGGACCUUCCGACAACCAAACCUUAGCCAUAAGAGAAGCAACACAUUUGAGGAAAGAGGGCGUUCAAAUAUUUGUGGUCACCUAUCCGGUCAACUUGCCGGAAGCAGCAGCAAUAGCCGGCAGUGCUGCGCGUGUCAUCCUGCUGACCCCUUUGGGAAUUAUUGAUAACUUGCUGCUGACUUUGCUUAACCUUCUCUGUACAG